CACCACUCCAGGCCCCCCCUGCAACCCCCCCUCCUCGACUCUCUCGCUGGCCCGCAAACAUGUCCAAGGGUGCAAAGUACCUGCUAGUCUCCCUUCCCACCUCGAUAUCGCCCUCCAACCACCCCGAUGAAGCUCUCACUGCCCUCCGUUCCACAGUAACUAGCGACUACGGCACCACCUACCCGUUCUCAAUUCCGACCUUCAAGAUUGGGACACUCGAUGCGCUCGUGCAGCAGGCGGAUGAUCUAGCGAAGCUGGAUAGUGCGUGUGAGGGCGUCGUGGGCAAAGUGGGGGAUAGCUUGAAAGUCAUAUUUGACGGCGACGAGGAUAAGGCGCUACAACAGAAGACGAUCAACGACAAGCCUGUUGACCAGUACCUGCGCACAUUUCAGUGGAAUAAGGUCAAAUACCGGGCAGAUAAACCGAUCGCGGACUUGAUAGACUCGCUACAGAAGGAAAUCUCCGGCAUCGAUAACGACGUCAAGGCCAAAUUCAGCCAGUGGAACCAAGUCAAAACCAACCUUGCCGCCUCACAACGAAGACAGACCGGUAACCUCUCCUCAAGGUCUCUCACGACAAUAGUAAAACCCUCCACCCUCAUCCAGGACUCCGAAUACCUUGACACCCAUCUUAUCGCCGUCCCCAACCCCAACGUCAAAGACUUCUUCAAGACCUACGAGACCCUCGCACCCAUGGUAGUCCCGCGAUCCGCAACCCAGAUAGCAACCGACGACGAAUUCACCCUCUUCGCCGUCGCAGUCUUCAAAAAGCACUCCGCAGAAUUCGCCCACAAGUGCCGCGAGAAGCGGUGGACGCCACGCGACUACAAAUACAAAGAAGGCGGCAAAGAGGAAGAAGCGCGCGAAGUCGACAAGCUAGAAAAGGACGCACAGAAAUUAUGGGGGGAGGCUUUACGGUUGGGGCGGACUGGAUAUAGCGAGAGCGCCAUGAUCUGGGUGCAUGUGCUUGCGCUACGGGUGUUUGUGGAGACGGUACUGCGGUAUGGCCUGCCGCUUGACUUUGUCUGCGGGCUUGUGCAGACAAACUCUAAACAGGCAAAGAAAGUCAAAUCAAACCUCGACGCCCAAUAUUCGUAUCUCGGCGGAAACGCAUUCGGCAGGGAUAGCAAAGGCCGCAUCAAGAAAGAUGACCAGGCCACGUCAAAUGACAUGCAGCAAGCUGGCCAUAUGGGUGAUGAGGAGUACUCGGCAUAUGUUUAUUACGAGUUCGAAAUCGUAUAGUGCAACGUCUUGCCGACGUUUGGGGCGAGCCAUUAGCGCCUUGCACGGAGGUUACGUUGGUCGAAAAUGGCCGUAGAAAUAGCUAAGUCGCCAAAUUUAUACCUUUGCCAUGUUCAUUUGUGUUUCAUGGGUAGAUGACUGUUUUAAAGUUAAGCGGUACUCGCAUAACGAAUGUGGAUUCCAG
Molecule: messenger RNA, 1425 nt
Organism: Lindgomyces ingoldianus
Lineage: Eukaryota; Fungi; Ascomycota; Dothideomycetes; Pleosporales; Lindgomycetaceae
Product: vacuolar ATP synthase subunit C
Exons: 5
Coding region: 60-1241 (393 amino acids)
Biological process (GO): proton transmembrane transport
Cellular component (GO): vacuolar proton-transporting V-type ATPase, V1 domain
Molecular function (GO): proton-transporting ATPase activity, rotational mechanism
Source: RefSeq, a predicted model, not a curated record